This is a messenger RNA of Oncorhynchus nerka (sockeye salmon), 3982 nucleotides long. RefSeq names its product double PHD fingers 3 (gene dpf3). Bases 74 to 1261 code for a protein of 395 amino acids. Gene Ontology annotation, biological process: positive regulation of transcription by RNA polymerase II. The record is from RefSeq and is a predicted model, not a curated record. Lineage: Eukaryota; Metazoa; Chordata; Actinopteri; Salmoniformes; Salmonidae. Gene Ontology annotation, molecular function: histone binding; histone H3K4 methyltransferase activity; transcription coactivator activity. The transcript is spliced from 12 exons. Gene Ontology annotation, cellular component: MLL3/4 complex.
UAUUGGUUGUCUUCUUCAUGGGGUCCCAAACAGCUCUGAGAUUUAGAGUAUUGGGUUACAGUUUCGCAGCAAAAUGGCGACUGUCAUUCAGAAUCCUCUCAAAUCGCUCGGUGACCAGUUCUACCGGGAGGCCAUAGAACACUGUCGCAGCUACAACGCCCGUCUGUGUGCCGAGCGGUCGGUCCGCAUGCCCUUCCUGGACAACCAGACUGGCGUGGCCCAGAACAACUGCUACAUCUGGAUGGAACAGCGCCACCGCGAGCCAGGUGUGGCUGCUGGACAGAUGUAUACGUACCCUGCACGGUGCUGGAGGAAGAAGAGGCGGCUCCACCCCCCUAUGGACCCUCAGCUACGCCUCUGUGAACUACGACUGGAGGCAGAGCUGGCCCCUAAGAAGGAGCCCUCCCCAGGAGAGGCCACAGCUCUGGAGACUCUGCUCAGAGGGGAGGGGCUACUGGAGAAGAAGAAAGACAUCAUCAAGGAGGACGAGACCCUUCUAGAGAUACAGAGGGUCCUGGAAGCAGACGAGAAUGGGGACGGUUUCCAUGACGACGAGGACUUUGAAGUGGACACUCCGAAGAGGAAGCAGAGGAAAGGAAGGGGCAGAGGGUCCAGUCGCAGGAGGACAGAAGCUGCUACCAACGAUGAUGUGGAUAAACCUUACGUCUGUGACAACAGAAACAAACAAAAGCAUAAGUCAAAAACUGCCGACUCAGUCUGUGGCAAACGCUACAAGAACCGCCCAGGCCUGAGUUACCACUACGCCCACACACACCUGGCUGAGGAGGAAGGGGAGGAGGAGAGGGAGGAAGAGAUGCCACCGACCCCGCCACCACACCGACCAGACCCAGACCCAGACAACCACAAACCUCAGAGGGCGGCAGAUGGCUCCAUCAUCCCUAACGACUACUGCGACUUCUGUCUGGGAGACUCUGACUCUAACAGGAAGACUGGCCAGGCUGAGGAGCUGGUGUCCUGCUCUGACUGCGGCCGUUCCGGCCACCCAACCUGUCUGCAGUUCACAGACAACAUGAUGAUGGCGGUGAAGACCUACCAGUGGCAAUGCAUCGAGUGCAAGUCCUGCAGCCUCUGCGGCACCUCAGAGAACGACGACCAGCUGUUGUUCUGUGACGACUGUGACAGAGGAUACCACAUGUACUGUCUGAAGCCCCCCAUGACCAAGCCUCCUGAAGGGAGCUGGAGCUGUCACCUGUGUUUGGAUCUGUUGAAGGACAAGGCCUCAGCCUAUGAAGAGCCAUAGCAUCACACACACCAUAAUGGAUUUACAGGCUCAGGGCGUAACGUUCAGUCUCACCUCGUUCACUUUCUCAGUUUCUUGUGUGAGGAGAAAGUGCUACCCUCUACCUCUGAAAUGGAAACACAACCCUACAGAUGCAACACUUCUACAACAUGCAAUCCUUAUCUGCCAAUCAGUUCUCUACCUCACAACUUCACAACCAACCACAGACAGAACCCAACAGGCAAACAGGCAAUACAUUCCACCAGUGAUUUACCAGGUAUCAUGUGAGGUCAUAAUUAAGCGACGUAGGUCAGGACCCCUUUGAACCAAAAUGUCAUUCUGUGCUAUAAAAAAAAUUAUAAUUUAAAAAAAAAACUCCACAAAGAAUAGUAAAUAGUUUAAAUAGUAAUCUUGUUCCACAGUGUUUGACACUGCUGUUGUACCAUGUAGUCUCAUCUGACUGUUAGCUAACUAGAGAUGUUUGUCUUAGCUGAGAUCAAAAACACACUUAUGUGCCUGACAAGGAGAGUUUGUGUCUGUUUGACAAACAUUUGAUUUCCAGUCCCAUCCUUGUUUAGAUUUCACAGUGACGUUCUUUCAUAUUUUGCACCAAGACAUAUUAAAUAUUUGAAAUAUCAUUACUCACAGGACUUGUCUAACAUCAUUUUAUCAAGGUGUAACGCAAUCCCUCUUAGGGGGUCGUUGUUGCAGCCACUAUUGUUAGUUUUUUUUUUAUCCCAGUUUGUGGUUACUAGGAUACUAAGUAUCCAAUGACAACGAUCUAAACAGUUAUUCAUUUAAAACUGGUCGAAAUGUCUGGCUGUUGUGACUGUUGCUGUGGACGGAUGCUUUGUGUGAUAGAGAAAGCAAUGCAACCGUGCUCCACUUCAGAAUCCGCUAUCUAAAUAAAUCCCGUUACCAUACAAGAUGACUUCAGAGUCCGCUAUCUAAAUCACGUUACCAUACAAGAUGACUUCAGUGUCCCCUAUCUAAAUCACGUUACCAUACAAGAUGACUUCAGAGUCCCCUAUCUAAAUCACGUUACCAUACAAGAUGACUUCAGAGUCCCCUAUCUAAAUCACGUUACCAUACAAGAUGACUUCAGUGUCCCCUAUCUAAAUCACGUUACCAUACAAGAUGACUUCAGAGUCCCCUAUCUAAAUCACGUUACCAUACAAGAUGACUUCAGUGUCCCCUAUCUAAAUCACGUUACCAUACAAGAUGACUUCAGAGUCCCCUAUCUAAAUCACGUUACCAUACAAGAUGACUUCAGAGUCCCCUAUCUAAAUCACGUUACCAUACAAGAUGACUUCAGAGUCCCCUAUCUAAAUCACGUUACCAUACAAGAUGACUUCAGAGUCCCCUAUCUAUAUCACGUUACCAUACAAGAUGACUUCAGAGUCCCCUAUCUAAAUCACGUUACCAUACAAGAAGACUUCAGAGUCCGCUAUCUAAAUCACGUUACCAUACAAGAUGACUUCAGAGUCCCCUAUCUAAAUCACGUUACCAUACAAGAUGACUUCAGAGUCCGCUAUCUAAAUCACGUUACCAUACAAGAUGACUUCAGAGUCCCCUAUCUAAAUCACGUUACCAUACAAGAUGACUUCAGAGUCCCCUAUCUAAAUCACGUUACCAUACAAGAUGACUUCAGAGUCCCCUAUCUAAAUCACGUUACCAUACAAGAGGUUUUGUCGUUUAAAUAACUUUGUUUUUGUUGUUGGGAAGAUUGAUGUAGGACAUUGGGACAAUUAUAGGACUGCAUCCAUAGAGAGACAUAUUCACAUAGAGACACAAUCCAUUCACACUGGGUCACAAACAUAUACAAAACACAUACCUCGUAGCUCUACCACCACGUUUCAGUCGGUGAAUGGUACAAGGUGAUCGUUUCGACUGGCGCGUAGGAUACCUCGCAUUAUCCGCGUUAAUCAUGCGCCCGUUGUUUUUUUGUACAUUUGUAUCUUUAUGUUUUUAGUAAAUGUCAACUUGUUUUAUAGGCUCCCCUUCUCUUUGUAUAUCAUUCAAAACUUUUAAUGUAAAAACUUUCCAACAUUCUUAUAUACCAAUUCACGUUCUUCCACGUGAACAUGGUGGCGAUAGAUUGCACUGAACACGGUCAUUAUAGAUGACAUUAUAGGACUAUUGGAUAGAUUUUAAAGAACACGGAAACACAAUCCUGAAACAGAAGACCUGAAAUUGUUUUUAUCGAUGUUGUUUAAAAAAAAUAAAAACGUAUUUAAUGCUAAAAAUGAAUGACGACGUCAUGACUGGAAAUGUCUUACAGCUAUUUUCUUAUUUUGUUUUUGCGCUUUUGUGUUUUGAUAUUGUUUCUCUCCUCAGACAAUCAUGAAGUAGACUAGAUACUGCAUAUUGCUCGAGUACCCAAAGGGUUCCCUAUUCCCUCUAUAGUGCACUACUUUUGGGCCCUUGUUAACAAUAGUGCACUAAUAUAAGGAAUAAGACGCCAUUUUGAGACGCAUCCAUGAUGUUAAUUAACAUCUGAAUGGUUUCCUUGGUUUCACCCCCCCCCCACCCCCAUGUGGACUGUUUUAACAGCUUCCUGUUUAUAUCACCAUGCCAACUUCACACUUGAGAAAUAUGUGUGUCAAUAUAAUUUUGUUUUAUAUUGGAGACCAUCAAUUAUAUAUGGAUACUAUUUUGUGUCGGUUUUGGGUACAUUAUUAAACGUUUGUAUGUAUGUUUUAGUUUUUUUUGUGUUGAAAUAAAGUUUAGUCCUUGGUUAUA